GAAUCUUGGAGCUAACAAGUUAAAGGGCUCAAUCCCGUUAGCAAUAUUCCACCUCACCAAGCUCGCCUUGUUGGACCUUCGAUGGAAUUUGUUCUCAGGAUCCAUUCCAUCAGCAAUUGCUAACCUCACUCUCCUCUCCUACCUGACAUUUGGCGGGAACAUACUCACUGGCGCAAUCCCUUUAUCUCUCUUCCGCCUCACAAAUCUUGCCAUGCUAGAGCUUCGGUGGAAUCAGCUGUCAGGCUCCAUUCCUGCAGCCAUCUCUCGCCUGGCUGCCCUCUCGCGCCUAGAUCUCAGCUUUAACGUCAAACUGACAGGAUCCAUUCCCCUUGAGAUGAAGAACCUCACCAAGCUCCAAUUGCUGUACCUCAGCUAUAUGAGUCUAUCGGGCCCCUUUCUCUCCUCGGUCUCUGGUCGCACCAUUUUCAGGAAAUUGGAGGCAGCGCACAACAGCAUCAGUGGCAGCAUACCAGACUCCAUCGGCAGCACCAUCCACCUUCAAGUCUUGGACCUGUCUGACAACCAGCUUGAGGGGACCAUCCCUGAGGGAAUUGGCAACAUGAAGGACAUUCGGAAACUGGAUCUUUCCAACAACUACUUGACCGGCACUCUCCCCACCACCCUCUCUUGCCUCUCUGGCCUGUUUCAGCUCUACCUCUGUGACAACUUCUCUGGUCCCGUGCCUGCUUCUCUUGGCAGCUCUAAAGGCCUCAUCUUUCU
Molecule: messenger RNA, 720 nt
Organism: Closterium sp. Naga37s-1
Lineage: Eukaryota; Viridiplantae; Streptophyta; Zygnematophyceae; Desmidiales; Closteriaceae
Source: the annotation of a GenBank genome assembly